Malaclemys terrapin pileata is the source of this 5906-nucleotide messenger RNA. RefSeq names its product heparin binding growth factor (gene HDGF). The record is from RefSeq and is a predicted model, not a curated record. Gene Ontology annotation, molecular function: transcription coregulator activity; double-stranded DNA binding. Gene Ontology annotation, biological process: regulation of transcription by RNA polymerase II. The transcript is spliced from 6 exons. Lineage: Eukaryota; Metazoa; Chordata; Testudines; Emydidae. Bases 266 to 976 code for a protein of 236 amino acids. Gene Ontology annotation, cellular component: nucleus.
GGAGCAAUUGAAUUUCAAACACAAACAACUGCAUGGGGCACCGACCCUUCUCCCGGGAGCCAACCUGCUGCUAGCACCACCUGGGCGCCGCUGGCUCCCGUCCCCCCCCACCCCCGCCCCCAGGCCGCUUGCUCUCCGGAGGGGUGGGGGAGAGCUGCCUGCCGGAUCGCUGGGUUUUGCCUCCAAACUUCACCCUCCUCCCCCCCCACACACACACCUAAGCCCCCACCCCCCACUUUCCAGCAGCCUGGCGCUCAAGGCGAAGAUGUCCCGGUCCAACAGGCAGAAGGAGUACAAAUGCGGGGACCUGGUGUUUGCUAAGAUGAAGGGCUACCCCCACUGGCCUGCUAGGAUCGACGAGAUGCCAGAAGCCGCCGUCAAAUCCUCCUCCAAUAAAUACCAAGUCUUCUUCUUCGGGACCCAUGAAACGGCGUUCCUGGGUCCCAAAGACCUCUUCCCCUACGAAGAGUGCAAGGAGAAGUUCGGGAAGCCCAACAAACGGAAAGGGUUCAGCGAAGGCUUGUGGGAGAUCGAGAACAACCCGACCGUCAAAGCCUCUGGGUAUCAGCCGACCCAGAAGAAGAGCUGCCCGGAGGACGCUGAACCUGAGCAGGAGCCGGAGGGCGACGGUGAGAAGAAGGGCAACGCGGAGGGCAGCAGUGACGAGGAGGGCAAGCUGGUGAUCGACGAGCAAACCAAGGAGAAGAACGAGAAGGCUGGGAUCAAGCGGAAAGCGGAAGAUGCCUUGGAGGACUCCCCUAAACGCGCCAAAGAGGCGGAGGGCCAGGAAGGGGAGAAGAAAGUAGAGAAUGAAGAAGGCCCCAAGGAGGGAGAGAAACAGAAGCCCAGCCCCGCCGAAGGGGAGAAAGAGAAGAACAGCGACCCCGCUGGAGUCCCGGACGCGAGAGAGGCCAAGCCAGAGGGGAAGGAGAAAGCCGCCGCGGAGGAAAUCAGAGAUCACAAGGAGAGUCUGUAGCUGGCCGGCUUUCCCACGCUGAGCUGAUCGUCUGGGCUGUUCCUUUCCCGCUGGGCUCCCUGGGUGCUAAACAGUUUCGUUCCUCAUCGGCUCGUCGCAUCUGCAAUUCGGGAAAAAAGAAAUAAAAAGAAACCAGUAACACGAACCAUCCCGUCUCUCCUCCCUCCCCCUCUCCCCUCCGCCCACCCGUAGCAGGGCGCAUGCUUGUAAUAGUGAUUUCUAGGGGGCGCUGAUCAGUUGAUUUGAAAUAAAAGCGAUUCAUGCCUUUUUAAAAUGUUUCCUAUCACUUCCUACGAAUUGCUUUCUCUUCGGUGGUGCUUUCGCGAGGGUUUAAAGUCAGGUGAUCUCCGGAAAGCCGGGGAGGAGAGGCAGAGUUGGCGUCUGUCUCUUUCAAGAAUUGCUGGAUAGAUUUGUUUUGUUUUUGAGGGGUUUCCUUGAUGUCCGGAACAUUUAGAUGAACUGGGCCUUCUUCUCAUUGACACUAAGGCCCCGGGAUGCUGCAUGAGCCGUGUUAAAAGGGCCUUAAAGUGCGCCCGAAGGACCCUUUCCAUGGCCCGAGCAAUGUCAGGGGGCUUUCGUGUAAAUGUGAAUCAUGGCCCAUUGGUCUGUUUCCAGUUCUGAAUCCCAGAAGAGCAAUGGCAGAGGGAGAUGCACCAAUCAGGUUUGGGAAUCUUGCUUUUGUGAGGAUGCACCAGAGAGAUCCCUGACCAAACUGCAUGCCCUGCUCCAUAAAUGGGAUUCACCAUUGGCUUCUUGCUCUGUUAAUGGGCACGAGUCCCUUUAAACAAGACAAGGGGCGUAAUGUCCCGCUUUGCCCCAGCUGCUGUCGUCCAUAGCCCCUGUCCGUCAGACAGUCUUAGAUAGGUCUCGUUCCUUGCAAGGUCUCCCCUCAAACUCGGUGGCGAGUGAUGCUCUGCUGUCGGUGCCCGCUUUCUCAAGGCAUCAUAAAACCCCAGCCUUGCUGCUGUCCUAGGCUGACUACAGGAAGUGCUAGCCAUGUGCACCUCUGUCUUACCAGGUCAUCUUUCAGCGGGUCGUUUAGCUGAGCUGGGACAGGAUGGGAUUGGAUGGCUCAGGGAUAGAGUUGGCUGAAUUUUUUUUUUUUUUUUUUAAUCCCUGUGGAAAAUUUAGAUUUUUUGGCAGGAAUUUCAAUACCAAAAAAAUGUGGCCAAAAACUGAAAAAAGUCAACUGGGAAAUGCCGUUGCAGAGGCUCAUGGGAGUUGUAGUUCAGGCCAGACUCCCUGGUCAGGGUACAUCUCCCAUGAUGCACCAGGGGGCUUUUCGCUUCUUAGAGCGAAGAAGCAGUUCAUCCUGGGAGCCCCUGGCCAUGGUGCAUCUUGGGAGAUUCCCACAAUGCAUUGUGGCAGCAUUUCCAAAUCAACAUCUAUCUGUUUUGGGGCAUUUGGUUGUUCAGCCCCAAAAAUAUAUAUAUUCAAAAUUUCUGCGGCAAAACAGAAAUUUUCCCCAAAAUAUUUCAUUUAGCCACAAACCCAGUUUUCCGUCAAAAACCAGUUUUGAUGGAAAAAACUUUCAGCUAGCCCCAGACAGGAGAUUAGUGGGAGGAUGUGAAGUUCUUUGUCCCUGGGGCCCCAUUUUGGAUCCAGUGCAGUGGAGGAUGGUUGCGCCGUUUCGUGGCCUUUGUGUGAUGAUUGACGGCUCUUGGACCAGGGGACAGGCGUGUCUGAAAACCGUCACCAUUCACCCCCAAAUUGCUGAGACUGCCAGAGAAGCCAAUGCCCAAAUGAGCCACUCUUCCCUCUGGGGAAACAUGGUAGAAUGACGUGUGUGGCCCAAGCUUAUGAAUUAAGAGGCCUAGGGCUGUCCCUCCAGUACCUUUCACCCAGCACUAAAUUCAUUUUCAAAAUUUCAAAGGCGGUGGUAAGGAUUGCUCUAUAUGCUAUAAGGAGAUGGACAAGUUUUAUCCGCCGUUUCCAUCCUGUCUGUGAUCCCAAGAAUCCGGACAGUCUGUCCCUGGUGUCAUUCUGUAGAUUUCAGGGGAAACUACAAGCAGAUCUGAACUCUUUUGACAACAGCUCACAAACCCUUGCCUCCAAAGUGUUCAGCUGAUCAGAAAUCCCUCGAUUCGCUGCACACUCUGCCCCCUCUUCCUAUUGGGGGAGGUAAUGAGUGAACCCACGAAAAUCCAUGAAGUGUGCACUCUGAUAUAGAGACCGCUCUUACUUUAUUUCAGUAGGGGUUUUUUUUAUUAUUGUUUUUAACUGAAUUGCUAAAGUGUUUUAACGCUUCUAGCAUCCACGUGGUGGUUUGGAAUUAGCAGAGACCUGUGAUCGCUGCUAGUCCUAGUUUGGUCUGAUCGGUGAUAUUGUGGCCAGUAGGGCUAGAUGGGCAGACAGAUUUCUGCAUGUUGCUGUGUUUUAUCUGGGUGUUUUCUUACACUGCUGACGGGCACAAGAUUUCCAGAAUUUAUGGGAGGGGGAAAUGAGGAAAAUGCUGACCACUUGCAUGCAAUUUUACCUGUAUUUCAAGCAGCUAUAGAGAAAAUAGUGGAGAAAAAGAAUUGGCGAUUUUUACCCCCCAAAACCCACCCCACCCAUUAGACAUCAGGGUGCAGUUAGUGACCGUCCUAGAACUCAGACACCUGGGUUCGCCAGUCUGCUUCAAUCUUUUAAAGGAAGCAAAGGAUACACCCAAAGAUUUGCUCAACGAGAUGAGGGCUUUGAUACCGCUGUCUGCCCACCCAUGUGAUGUUUCCGAAACUUUCGCGACCAGAGCUGGUCAAAAUUCCUGCUGGAGUUUUAAAAUUGUGACCCAAUUCUUGUGGGAAUGGUGACUUUUUGACACAAUUCUUGCUGGAAUUUUGAAACUUUGGCUGCCACUUUGACAAACAUUGAAAUGUUGACGACAUUUCUUUUUUAAAAAAUGGGGAAAAUUUUCUAUAGUUGAAAAAAUUCAAAAACAUUAAUUUUUUUGAGGCAAUAGAGGAAAAAAUGUCCCCUCCGUACUGGCCCUCCCACCCCCUACUCCCAGCUGUAUUCGUGACCGUCGCCUGGAAGGACAAAGAUAGAAAAACUUUGGAGGCUACAGAGCAGUGAUUCGCUGGCACUUUGCUGCUGACCGUUGUCCCGAGGCGGAACAAAGAUCUGGGUUGAAAGUAGUUUUCAUUCCGAAUCUAGUGGCUUGGCUUGGCGUGGCUAUGCAGCCACGGGGCCUGGGGUUGCGUGUAGAUCCUGCGUGGUCACAGCUCAGGAUGUCUCCUAGCAGGCCAAAGCAGGGUGGAUGUGGGUUACUUGAGUUCUGGAUUUUGGCUUUGCUCCUGCUGCAGGUUUUUCCGUUUGACAUGAAGGGGAACAGGAGCGGACUCUGCAUUGCCUCUAGACCAGUUUUUUGCCUGUCUAAUGGGCCUGGUUCUCCAGCGCCCCGCGUCCUGUGCAGUCGUUUACAUGGGUGCAAAAUGCUACCGAUGCCACCCGCUUGUUUGUCACGGGUGUCAAGGAUUGUCCCACGGGCAGGCCGGUGGAGAGCUGGGUACCAGGUGUUCAGCGCCCGGAUCUAGCAGGGCAGCGGCUGUUCCGCAGAGACAGCUGGAAGAUUUCCAAGCGCAGGGCCUCUGAUUUUGUGGGACUUUUUUAGGAAGUGCAUUUGAGCAUUCUGCUGGGCAACAGCAGGAGGUGGGCCGUUGUUAAGCAGAGUCUUUCUAGGACACAUCUGUGUGAGGAGGAGUCUCCCCUAAAGGAGAUCCCCUUUCUCCAAAAGCCCCACAUUCCAGCAGCUCCUGUUGGCCAAGGGGAACCCAUCAAUGAUGCCAUUUUGGGGGUGCUCCCUUUGCUAGAGGCUCUGUGCUCUGCCCCUCCAGGGCUCCCAGACCCACCAUCCCAGGAAGCGAGGGACAGGAAUGGGGGUGGCCACACCACAAGGAGCUGGGGGUGUGCUGCCUCCAUGGCGCUUCCAGCCCUCACCAGACAGUCUUAGUGCCCUCAGGGGCUCUGCCGGACUCCGAAAUGGGGUAGCCAGAGACCAAGUCUAGGGCUGACGCCUCAGAGAAAGACACUGGCUUGAUUCUUGGUUGCUCUUCCUGUGCUCAGAGCAUGGGGUGUGUUUGGGAUUGGGGGGGGAGUUGCUUUAGAGCUCCUUUAUGCUCUCUAGGCCCAAUUACCCUUCACCCAGCACCUUGUGUGCUUAGUUACACCAGUGGCUGUGAAUCAAUACCAAAGCAUACCGCAGAUUCUCAGAGAGCCAGUUCCACCUAUAUUAAGGCCCCGAACGGCCAACCUGCGCAUGUCUGAGAGUCAGAGCGCUAACCUCAGGGGCCGCCAGUUUGACCCCAGGGAAUGUGCCUAUAAAAUAACGGGAACUAGACCUCACGUGUGGUCCAAGUGGCAACCUGAGUCCAGGUCUCCAGGGGGAUGUAAGACACAUUCAUUCAGCGCCCGUUGUGGAAAUAUGCAUGGAAGGUUUGUUUGAUUUUCCCCCGCCUGGCCGCGGUCACGGAUCCGAAAGGAAAUUCAAAAAGGCUUCUGGGCAAUAUUUAUCAAAAUAUUUUUUAAAAAGGAAAAGAAAAAUAGGAUGACAUUUUUACCAAAAAAUAUAUAUAUACACAUAUUAAAAAAAGUUCUUAAAAACGAAACUACGAUGAGUAGCUGGAAAAGUCAUUGGUUUAGCGAAAUAUUUUUUUUUAUUUUUUUUUUUUUGGUUGUAGUCUGCCUUCUUUUUAAACUCGUGUUUCUCCCGGUCCCUGAGCCCAGGUGUCUCCUCUUUUUCUCUGUCUCGCUCUCCCGUCUUUCUCGCUAUGUGAUGUAAUCGUAGUCCGAUUUGGAAAAUAAAAGACAAACAACCCUGCCUUGGUUCUGUCUGAGGCUGUGAUGAACACUAUUGUUGAAUUUAGCUUUGGAAUAGUGCAGAGAAUAAAAAAAACACAGAAAAAUGUAGAUGAUUUCAGUUCUCUAGGACAAUAAAAAAUGUUGAUUAUUA